Messenger RNA from Gymnodraco acuticeps, 2306 nucleotides. It is a transcript of the gene ppcs, whose product is annotated as phosphopantothenoylcysteine synthetase. The record is from RefSeq and is a predicted model, not a curated record. Gene Ontology annotation, molecular function: phosphopantothenate--cysteine ligase activity. The transcript is spliced from 4 exons. Gene Ontology annotation, cellular component: cytoplasm; nucleus. Lineage: Eukaryota; Metazoa; Chordata; Actinopteri; Perciformes; Bathydraconidae. Gene Ontology annotation, biological process: coenzyme A biosynthetic process. Bases 371 to 1330 code for a protein of 319 amino acids.
UCUAAUAGCAAGCAGCGUGUGUAAAAUGACUCACCACCUGUCAUAUUACUGAUCAUUUGCCGAUACAAUUCAGAAAACCUUGAAUAGGCUGUGUGUCCUUCAGUGAAUCAGCCGCCAGACGGUCAAGGUUCACCUGAUAAGUUUACUGACUGUAGCAUUUAUGCAUACUGUGAUCAGAGAGGUGGAAGAAAUAUUCAGGUCCUUUGCUUUAGUAAAAUUACUAAUACCACUCUCUGAAAUUACUCCACAAAAAGUCAUGUAUUAUUCCUGUACACUACUUUACUAUUGCACAAGUUUAAUAACACAAUCCAACUUUUAAAGCAUGGUAUUUAAUUCCUGAAUCUGCCAGUGAGACAUUAAUUUAACAGUGAUGGCUAAUCCCAGAGUAUCUUCCAUCGAUGGGAAGUUGGCAGAAGAAUUUGCCGUCCCCUGCCAUGUUGAUGAGGUUAAAGAGAAGAUGGCUGCUUUCGCCAGUCUACACGCUGCAGCGGGUCGCAGAGUGGUUCUCAUCACAUCAGGAGGAACCAAAGUUCCCCUAGAGUCCCGCACCGUCCGCUUCCUAGAUAACUUCAGCAGUGGCAGGCGAGGAGCCUCUUCAGCGGAGUAUUUCAUGGACUCAGGCUACGCAGUCAUCUUCCUGCACAGGCAUCGCUCCCUCUACCCCUACACACGGGUGUUCUCUACCAUUAACAUGCUGGAUGCCCUGAUGUUCAGAGGGGAAGAAGAAGCUUCCUCUGGUGAAGUGGUGGUUAACCAGCAGGUGCUUCCCAACAUUGCCAAAGCACUGAAGAGAUACCAGGAAGUGAAAGAAGGCAACCUCCUUCUGCCAAUCGAGUUCAGCACUCUAUCAGAGUAUCUGCAUCUUCUUAAAGCAGCAGCACAGGCACUCAGCGCUAUAGGACCAAUGGCCAUGUUUUACUUGGCUGCAGCUGUGUCAGAUUUCUAUAUCCCAGCAUCUGAGAUGCCCGAACACAAAAUCCAGUCUUCCAAUGGACCUCUUCAACUCAGUUUGAACAUGGUACCUAAGAUACUGUCCCCGCUAGUGAAAGACUGGGCCCCUCAGGCUUUUGUCAUUUCUUUUAAGCUGGAGACAGAUGCAUCCAUCCUGCUGGACAAGGCUCGCCGGGCUCUGGACACCUACAGGCAUCAGGCGGUGGUGGCCAACGUGCUGGACUCCAGACGGGGCUAUGUGGUGGUGGUGACCCCCGAGACCCAGGCUGAGCUGAUCAUCUCAGAGGAAGAUGCCAAGAAUGAGGUGGAGAUAGAGGAGAGGAUAGUGAGCAACCUGACGUCAGCUCACGACAAGUUCAUAACUCAACAAGGGGGCUGACAGAAAUCAUCCAUACUGCACGCCUGAGUCAUGAGUUGUUGUCUGUGCGCUCACUCGUUCCUGAGCUCGGCUUGAAUAAAUACUUUAAUCAUAUUGAUAAUAUAACCUUGGUAAUAACUUUAAACACAUCCUGCCUUCCCAUGACCUUUCUAAUGUACUCUAAAAAACAUCAUCCAAGCUUUGAUUACUGUUUCUGUACAAUGACAAAAUACAAGUUAAUGAAAGUUUAUUAAAUGUUUAUUCACAUUGUGCAAUGAACUAGAAACAAAGUAAUGUUAUUGCCUUUUCUACACAAGGGACUGACGGUUGAAUAAUUCAGUGACAUGCUUUACUACAAAUCUAUAAUAAAAAUCAACAAGUUUAAUCCAUUGGUAUUUUUUUCAACCCCCUGGCUCCACGUAUUGGACUCUUGUUUGGUUACUUAAGUUUGACGCUCUUCUUGACGCCAGCACGAAUACCAGAGCGCUCUCCACUGUAUCUCGUCUCCUCCCGACGAACCUCUCGGACCUGGGGAAAUUGAACGACCUUGUCAACUGCUGAACUUGUUUUUCAACAUAAACUGGAUUCAAACUGAUGAGCCUGCAGUCCUCAGAAGCUUCAUGAUGCACUGAAACAGUGUAAUACAAAUGUUCUCAUCAAUGUAUGGAAUACAAACCUGGCCCUUUCUGCGGAUCUUGGCCCGUCUGAACUUCUCUCUGUGCUUGACUCUGGGAUUACGGUCAAUCUUCUUCCUCUUUGGUGUGAGCCCCUUGUUCUUCGACAUCUGUGAAAUUGGAAGAGUUACAUAAUUAGAAUAACUGAACAGAAAUGACAGUUUAAAGUGGCAACAGACAACUUCUCCCCCGUAAAACUUCAAAAAGGGUACUAUUGUUGCGCCACUGUCGCAAAGACAACCAAAAUCCCUUUCCACUCAAACACACUGCGUUCAGUUGUUCACAACUUUGUGCUGUAAAUAAAGCUUUCCCAGGAGAUUGUA